This is a messenger RNA of Gongylonema pulchrum, 480 nucleotides long. Lineage: Eukaryota; Metazoa; Nematoda; Chromadorea; Rhabditida; Gongylonematidae. The record is from the annotation of a GenBank genome assembly.
AUGGCACGGUAUUGCAUCACGAUAGUACUGCUGGCAGUAAUACCACGAUUUAUUGCCGCCAAGCGACAGGAUUUGCCGUUCGAGAAGCUCAAGCUUCCAUCACAGAUUACCGUAACGGGCAGGAUGUUGUGUAGUAAAUUGCCAGCUUAUGCAGUACUCAUCAAUAUCGUCGAAAAAAUAAAGGAUCCAGUGGGCAAGAAAUAUCAGGUAAACUGCGAAUCAGUCGUUUUAGUAUCACUGGUCGUGAUGGUGCGUUUAAAAUUAAUGGGACGAGAUUUGUCUCAGCCGAUAAGCUAUAAAGGAUCCAGUGGGCAGGAAAUGUCAGGUAAACUGCGAAUCAGUCGUUUUAGUAUCACUGGUCGUGAUGGUGCUUUUAAAAUUAAUGGGACGAGAUUUGUCUCAGCCGAUAAGCUGUACUUAAAUAUCACGCACCAUUGCAUACCGCUGGCAAAACGAAAAGAAUACAUGGUUUGUUAUUAA